Molecule: messenger RNA, 3898 nt
Organism: Orbicella faveolata
Lineage: Eukaryota; Metazoa; Cnidaria; Anthozoa; Scleractinia; Merulinidae
Product: tripartite motif-containing protein 2-like
Molecular function (GO): zinc ion binding; protein binding
Source: RefSeq, a predicted model, not a curated record
CACUAUAUCAAGUUCCGUACUUUGAACUCACUUGCGCCCCGAAACACGCGUUGCUCGGAACACGCGUUGUUCGGAACACGCGUUGUCCGGAACACGCGUUGUUCGGAAGUCGGUUAACGCUAACCCAGGAUUAAAAGUUAACCGAAUUAUAACUUUUUCUUCUAUUGACAAAUGUUUUUUUCUGCUUUUUUUGUGUAUAUGGUGAUUAAUAAGACUCAAAACAGAGGGCCAAACAUAUACAGGAAACCUCACCGCAAAAGUUACAAAACUCAAAUCAAAAUUCUACCUUUUCCUGUUAGCUUAAUCGGGCUCUGAACAACCCGGCCCCGGAGCUCCGCUUUUAGGCUGGCCUAAAUCUAUAUAUUAAAAUUUAACGUGGACUCGAACAAUAUUUCGGGCAGAAAAACUGAAAAAAAAAAUAGCCUCACAUGCACGUUGGAUUACCCCUCCCCUCCCACCGGGUGCAAAUGAAGGAAAAAAUAACCGUGAAAAAGGGUCAUUACGCCGCACCAGCAGGAGUCUUGGUGCUAACAGGGAUCAAGAUGAGAGCGUAUAACGCAUCCUGAUAGUGAAAAUGUUCAUGAUCGCUACAGAUGUUCCCAGACAAGAUUUAUUUCCCUUGUCACGCACCCCGCAAGUUUCUCUGCGCCGCGUCAAUUUCUCCUGCCCCCGCCCUUCUCCAGACCAGCUCAGCUGAUCAAGUCACGUGAUAGUUUCGAGUUCCCCUUCCAAGCUAAAAGAUGGACGCUCAGGAGCUUUUCAAGCAGCUACAGAAAGAAGCAGAAUGUCCUGUAUGUUUAGAAACAGUGGACAAUCCCAAAACUCUCCCGUGCCUGCAUUCAUUCUGCUUAAAUUGCCUCAAGAAAAUACCAGUCGAAGAAGAAAUGAUGGAAUGUCCUGUUUGUCGGACUUCCGUGUUGAUCCCAGAAACUCUGAUCGACUUACCAACAUCUUUUCAUCUCAAUCGAUUGUUGGAUAUUCUUCCACUCAGAGGCAAUGGUACAGAGGCUCAGAGAUGCGGCAUUUGCGAAGAAAUGCACACAGCAACUUGCUACUGUUUUGUGUGCGUGAGAUUCAUGUGUACAGCUUGUUUUGAUUCUCAUCAACGCACAAAUGGCACUCGUGGUCAUCGCAAUGUUUUGAUUGAGAAUUUGCAAGCACCGCAAGUCUUAGAGUCAAUCCGUGCACCAACUUGUUGUUUACAGAAAUGCCACGAGCUAAAAGAACCGUUAAAAUAUUAUUGCCAGCAAUGCAAAGUCUGCAUUUGCCAGAAAUGUUGCGAAGCGGAUCAUGACCGACACGCCAUGAUAGGUAUUCAUGAAGCUGCCAACAAAGAUAAAGUGCAAAUGAGGUCGGUGAUAAAUAAACUCAAACCACUUGUUGUGUUGUAUGAAAGUAAAAUGAACAAACAAGUUCAACUGAUGGAAAGAAGUAGAGAGGAAAAUGCUGCUGCCCGCAAGAAAGUUACUGAAACAGUGGAAGAAGUUAUCCGAGGUUUACGUGAACAUGAAACAACCAUCCAUGCCAAAUUAGAUGAAAUUCAUGAUAUACAACAAAGGGACCACUCAACACAGCUAGAAAACUUUCAGUUGCUUGUUACUCAGUUGAACAGCUUUGUUGAAUUUGGCGAGGCCGUCAUAGAAAGGAACCUGAGUGAAGAAAUCCUUCACACUCAAAGUAGCUAUGGAAAACAGGGUGAAGCAUUCCUUAAUCUGAAGAAAAUGGAAUUGUAUGAUCCACAACAUGUUGAUUAUGCAGUGACAAGCCAGGGCUUAAUUCAGGGCCAUGUUAUAGUUAAGCAUGCUGAUGCUUCAAAAUCAGUGGCUGAAGGAAAGGGUCUUGUAAGAACAAGUGUGGAUACUGAAACUAAUUUUAAGGUCACUAUUAUUGAUGAAGAAGGUAAGCAGUAUUAUCACAAAGAUGACCAGAUGACUGUGAAUGUGGUAGACCCACAAGGAAGUCUCUUAAACAAGAACAUUGAGGACUACAAAGAUGGGAAAUAUAUGGUGGCCUAUACACCACAGAGUGUGGGUAUGCAUACUGUUUCAAUUGACAUCAAUGGUAAGGCAUUGGCAGGCAGUCCCUGGAAAGUGAAAGUGAUGCCCCAUCAUCACCGUUUGUUGUUCAAGUUUGGAACAUCUGGGAGGAUGCGAGGGCAAUUUGACUGGCCUGUUUCUAUUGCUGUAAGCAAGCGAACUGGAAACAUAGCUGUAGCAGAUUCUGAUAACAGGAGAAUUCAGUUGUUCAAUUCAAAUGGGAGAUACCUGAGAGACUUUGGACAGACUGGUGCUGAGAAACUGAAUAAACCAAAGUCAGUGGCAUUCACGAGCUUUGGGGAUGUAACUGUUCUUGACUCCAAUAAGAUUUUUGUUUUCAGUGAAACUGGUAAUCUCAUAAGCAGCACAGUCAAUGAGCACCUGAUAAAUCCUUCCAGUCUUUCUGUCGGCUCUGACAAUCACUUAAUCGUGUGUGACAAAGGCGACAAGAAAAUCAAAGUCCUCUCCACUGAUGGAACAGAAUUGCUGAGGUCAUUCAGUGCCCCAGACUGUGGCACCUCCCCUGAGUUUGCUAUUUGUCACCAGAACAAGAUCUUUGUUUCUUAUUUUGAAGCUAAUUGUGUCAAGGUGUUCAGUGUGGAAGGGCAGUUUGCAUUUAACAUUGGAAAUAUAUCUAAGCUGAUAGAUAGAGAUGGAGUGUUAAAUGGCCCGCUUGGACUUUCUGUUGACAAAGAUGGUAAUUUAAUUGUGUGCGACUUUCAUAAUAGGAGACUCCAACUGUUUACACCUGAUGGAUUGUUUAUUAGUAAAAUUGAACAACAGCUCAGGCAGAGUGUGGGACCAUAUUCAGUUGCUGUGCUGAAUGAUAAUCGAGUGUUAAUGAUUGAUAUUUUAGGACACUCCAUUCAUGUUUUUCAGUAAGGUUAUGUGCAGAAAGGGACUAAAUGAUAUGGGGAAACUAGUAUGUAUAUAUCUGGUUGUCUGAAAUGCAGUGGAAAUCGAGAAAAAUAGGUUUUUUAUUAUAAUUCUUAUAAUAUUAUUCUUGUCAAGUUAACAUGAAAGAUAUCUUAAUGUAGCCUGAAAGGUGUUUUGGAUUUCAUUCUGAUCUUAUCUAGGAUAGUUUUUUGCAAUUUUAUUUCUCCAUUUACUCCUUGGAUUUACUUUUGAUGGAGAAUGUAUAUCAAUCACUUGAGACAGAGUCUCAUCACGUUUCCAAACACCUUGAAAUUUUUAGUCAAAAAUACCGUACUGUACGUGAUAUGUUAAACUCCCUUCUCGGUGUGUGGUAAUGUGGUGAGACACUACCUUGUGAAGAGGCCGAAGCUGAGGUGAACCAGUUCACUUACAGUGUUCUAGAAUUUUAUAAAUUCUUGGUUAUACAAAUGGGCCAUAUUCGUAUUCUUGAUAUUAGACUGGAACUAGCUUGUAAUGGGACUUAUGCAGGGGAAUAUACAAAGAGAUUAAUGUCCUUUGCAUUUGAAACGAUUUUCCCGCAUUGGCCUCAUUUGCAAGCUAUUACUGCAGUUCCAAUACCAAGAAUAAUCCAAUACAAAGAUGGUCUAUUAAAACAAUGCACAUUUCUGUGUAGCUAUAUAAUAUUGAUUAACUAUUAAGAACUGGUAACAUACUAGUGCUAAAUAGUAGACAUCUGCUGGGUGCAGUGUUUACUGUGGCUUAACAGUCCAAUUUUCAAUUUACAGUUCUGCCAGGAGAAUAUUGUACCUCUUGUGGAUUGCAAGAUUUGUGAAGAACUUUUGACUGAAAAGUUGCAAAGUUAGUAAAAAGGUACUCAAUGCUAUUUCACUUAGAGUGCUUUGAUUACUAUAGAUAAAGAAAAGAACAAAAUGCUUUUGUAAAGUUGUAACAAGGAUGUAUUAAAAGAGCUAUAUCUUCACCAGUUU